Molecule: messenger RNA, 2589 nt
Organism: Rotaria sordida
Lineage: Eukaryota; Metazoa; Rotifera; Eurotatoria; Philodinida; Philodinidae
Source: the annotation of a GenBank genome assembly
AUGGCGGUGAAAGAUGAUUAUCAAGAUUUUAAAAAUGCUUUAAAUGAUUUAAAAAUAAAUAGUAAACCAUUAAUUAAUUUUUUAACAAUACUUGCUGAAGAAAAAAUUCAUAAUGCACCACAAAUUGUACGUGCCAUUGAAGAACGUAUACUUGAAACUAAAGGUGAUUAUGUUUUACCUGUACUAUAUGUACUUGAUUCCAUAAUAAAAAAUUUACGUUCAUCAACUUAUAUUCAAUUAUUUGAAAAUAAAUUACCUGUUAUUUUUGCUAGUGCCUUCAAUAAGGUCGAUGAACGUACACGUUUAGCGAUGUUUAAACUUCGUCAAACAUGGCCACCAUAUUUUACUAGUACAGCAUUAUAUAAUCUCGAUACAAGAACACACUAUAUCGAUCCAGCAUGGCCAAUAACAGCUCGAGCACCUGAUUCAUCCUCAUCUGCACCAAAUAUUCAUAUUAAUCCAGAUUUUAUUCAACGAAAUAAAACAGUUUCGACACAACCUGUCAAUCAACAAAAAUUACCUUUAAAACAGGAAGAUAAUGAUCGAAUUAUAAAUCAAACAACUACAAAAAAUUCUGAUAUACCAUUAAGAGAUGAUACAUAUCAUAUGAUACCAAUUGAUCGAAAAGAACAAAAUCGACAAGAAAUAGAACAAAUAACAAAUAAAGACAAUGAUGAUGAACAACAAUCAAAAAUAAAAAUUCUUAAUGUAAAAAAAGAAAAUGAAGGAAAAAUUUCUACAAAUAAUAAUCAAGAAAUUUCAUCUGAAGAAAUAUCUAAUAAUAAAUUAUCUGAUGAUAAAAAUAUUUAUGCUACAAAUAAUACUACUGAAAAUGAUGAAGAAGUAUUAUUUGGUGGUAGUGAUAUAGAUUAUCGAGAUACAGAUGUAACUAUACAACAAAAACCUACAACAACAAAUCUUGAUACGGAUCGUUUAUUUGAAUUAAAUUCAAAAUGUUUGUCACUUGCUGAACAAAAAUUUAAAUCAAAAGAACUUUCUUCAGAAGAAUAUCAAGCAACACUUAAAUUACUUCAAAAUAUACUUCAAAAUGAAGUUCAAAGACUUACUGUACCAUCAACUACAACUUCAUCAUUAAUCAAUAGUAGUAAUCAUUCAGUUACAACUACUCUAGCAAAUACAAUUCCAUCUAUUACUACUACAACAUCAAGUAAUCCAUUUCAACAAGCAACACUUCCGUUUCAACAACAACAACAACAACAACAACCUUCUCUUCAAUUUCCAACAACAACAUCAACAUUUCCAUUUGCAGGUUUUGGUAAUGAUACUCAACGUCAUGCAAUGCAAAUUUUAGCUGCUGUUGGCGCUUUAUCAUCUUAUGCAUCACAAAAUAAUAUGUUAUCUUAUAUUCCACCAUUACCACCAGCUCCACCACCAUUUACACUUGUUCCAAAUACAUUUCCAUCACAAGUCUCAUCGUCAACAACUGGUCGUCUUAGUCCAUCAAUAAAACGUCCACAUGAUGAAAAUAGUAAUAAUAAUAAUAAUAAUAAUAAUACUAAUAAUAUUCAUUCUGAUGAUAAUAAUAAACGAAAAUGUUACGCUUCAACAACGGCUCAUACAAUACGUUCACAUAAUUUUGAUGAUGAAAAUAUUGCACUUGUACCAUCACUUAUUGAUGCUAAUAUUAAUACAUUAAAAAAAAGAUAUAGUGGUGUUAUUCAACAAUUAUAUUUUGGUAAAUAUCAAUGUCGUUUAUGUGGACUUCGUUUUACAGCUAAACAAAAACAUUUAUAUACUCAUCAUCUUGAUUGGCAUUAUUGGGAAAAUCGACAAGCAACAACACCAACUGCAUUAUUAGAACGUUGUAGAGAGUGGUAUCCAUCUUUACAAGAAUGGACAAUUCAUGAAGAAAAUCUUGAUGAACGAAUACGAAAGAGUCAAAUGAUGUUAACACAAAAUCGUCAAACUAAAGAAAUAGACACAAAAUCAUCAUUAUCAUCAUCAGAUGCUACUUCUUGUUCAGCAAAAGGCAAUGGUGAUAUCGAUGAUGAUCGUUGUUAUGUAUGUCAUGAUCCAUUUGAAAAUUUUUUUGAUGAUAAUCGUGAAGAAUGGCGUUUAAAAGAUGCUAUGCGAGCCGAUGGAAAAACUUAUCAUCCAAUCUGUUAUCAAGAUGCUCAAAAUCAGGAAACACAUGAAAAACUAUCAAUAUCAUCUAAUAAUGAUCAUACGACAUUACAUGAAACUAUUGCAGAUGAAACAAGUAAUAAUUCAACAGAUUCACAAAUGUUUGAUAAUGCAAUGGCUACUGUUAAUAUUAAAUCAGAAAAUGAAGAUCGAGCUGAUAAAGAUUUAUUAUCAUCAUCAUUAUCAUCUGACGACGAAGAUUCAACGAAACCAAAUUAUCUUUCAUCAAUGUCAUUUGUUAAUCUUGUCGAAACAAUAUUCGUUAGAAAAGAAGAUCUUAAACCAAUAGAAAAUAUUGAACCUGUUACAAUAGAUGUUAAAGAAGAAUCAUUAGAUACAACAACAAUAUCUGAAGAAAUUCCAUUUCUAUCAAUAAAACCUGAAAAUGAAUGUGAAUUUUUAAUUAAUAAAAAUUCCGAUGGAAUUGGAACGAUUUCAGAUUAA